This is a messenger RNA of Trichophyton verrucosum HKI 0517, 1290 nucleotides long. RefSeq lists its product as uncharacterized. The record is from RefSeq and is a predicted model, not a curated record. Lineage: Eukaryota; Fungi; Ascomycota; Eurotiomycetes; Onygenales; Arthrodermataceae. Gene Ontology annotation, molecular function: NADP binding; glutamate-5-semialdehyde dehydrogenase (NADP+) activity. The coding region runs from base 1 to 1290 and encodes 429 amino acids. The transcript has 3 exons.
AUGUCGUUGACUGAAUCUUCUCCAGCUGAGAUAGCAAAGCUCGCUUCUGCAGGUGCCAGACAGUUGGCUAUCCUGUCGUCUGACGCCAGGAACAAGGCGCUUGUGGCCAUACAUGAUGCGCUCAAGCAGAACAAAGAUGUCAUUCUUCAGGCCAAUUCCAGGGAUGUCGAAGCCGCUACAAAUGCAGUUGAAAAAGGCGAUCUCAGCUUAAGCAUUCUGAAGAGACUUGACCUGGCUCGGCCUGGGAAGUAUGAUGAUAUGCUCAAGGGCAUUCUCGAUGUCAAGAAUCUAGAAGAUCCAAUCAUUGCCAACAUUGCGGCUCUCUCCAUCAAAUCUGGAAACGCUGCUAUAUUAAAGGGAAAUACUGACAUUGACCGUGCGGCAGGCGGAAAGGAGUCAACCGAGUCAUUCAUAGAAAUAUCUAGAGUAAUAGCGGAAGCUGCGGCUACGACGGAAGUGCCAAAGGCCGCCGUCCAGUUAGUCAAAACACGAGAUGCAAUUCUCCCACUUUUGGCACUGGAUGACCAUAUUGAUUUGGUGAUCCCACGAGGCUCAAAUGACUUGGUGAAGUUUGUGAAAACGAAUACAAAGAUCCCUGUCCUUGGCCAUGCAGACGGGAGAUGUGCUAUCUACCUUCACUCGGAUGCCGAUGUUAAUAUGGCUGAGCGGGUUAUACUUGAUUCAAAACUACACUACCCUGCUGCUUGCAAUGCUGCAGAGACACUUCUGGUUGAUGAAAGAGCACUAUCAACUAUCUUUCCUAGGGUAGCUGCAGCAUUAACUGCCAAGGGAGUCACUAUGAAGUGUGACCCAAAGUCCAAGGCUGCACUCCAAGAUAAACUGGAUUCGAACCAGCUUGCGUUGCUCAAAGAUGCAACCGAGGAAGACUACAGCACAGAGUUCCUCGAAGCAAUCAUAGCUGUGAAAACUGUUGAGGGAACAAGUGACCAGUCUUAUGUAGAUGCAGCGAUCUCACACAUUGGGGGGCACUCAUCAAAGCAUACAGAUGUGAUAUUGACAUCUACGAGGGAGCUUGCUGAGCGCUUCUUGAGUGCGGUUGAUAGUGCAGGCGUCUACUGGAAUGCUAGUUCUAGGAUGGCAGAUGGAAUGAGGUAUGGCUUUGGCACAGAGGUUGGAAUCAGUACCAACAAGAUUCACUCAAGGGGCCCUGUCGGAUUGGAAGGCUUGACGAUAUACAAAUAUCUAAUCCGGGGGGAAGGCCAUAUUGCGGGUGACUACUUCCAGGGCGAAGGUGGUAGGACCUGGAAACAUGAAAAGAUGGACAUUUGA